AUGGCCUGUUCCAGUAAAGAUGGGAAAAUGAUAAGGGAGGAAGAACAGAUAGUGGGAAGAUGGGCAGAAUAUUUCAAAGAUACACUAAGCACCAGCCUAGAAGAUGAAGAGACAGCUGCACAGGAGGGAAGAGUGGAGCUGGAAGUAGACAAUGAAACCAAUGAGGAACAGAGUAAUGGGAAUUCAUGUAAUGAUGUGAAAGCUACUGGUAUUGAUACUUCGGAGGAAGGAAUUUGUGCGCUUCUAAUGACGAAUGAACGCGAAAUGAAACUUAUUGAUGAAUGUGUGGAUCUAAAACUGGCAGAGGAUAAAGUUGUGUACGAUUCACAUAAAGUUAAUUUGUUGAUGGAGGAAAGUAAGGUUCCUGAUGUGAAUUUAUGUAGUGAUUUAAAUGGUGUAUCAGCAGAUAAGGUUGCUGAGAUGAAUAUUUAUGGUGAUGACAGCUUUGGCAUCAAUGUAUUAUGUCAGGAAGAUAAAGUGUUUAACAGUGAAUUGAUGUGUAAUUUUGUUGAAGCUGCAAGUGUCGAUAUUUUGGAGGGGAAAAACAGUGAAAAUCAGAUUGUUCAUGCUGUAGUUACUGAGGCUUGGAGUGAGGAAGUCGAUAUGCAUAACAGAAUUAAGGAAGUUAUUGAUGCAGUCAAGGGUAUAUCAGAAGGGGAAAAGAAAGUGUUGUGUGGGUUGUUGUACGGCUACGAGGAUGUAUUCUCGGAUCGACCUGAUAAUGUUACCGAUCUCGAGUACUCUAUAAAAAUGAAACCUCACGAACCAAUAAAGUGCAAACUGUAUAUAAUACCUAUAGAUGAUUGGGAUGCUAAUUCAUCUCCUGAAUCAGCAUCAUUAUACAGUUCAGUGUGUGCUGUGUGGGAGAUUAGGUUUGCUCAUCCUACCUCUAGAACAUUUUAUGCAUCUUUCAAAGGUUUGUCUUUAGCUAUUAAGCAACAUCCUGAGAAACUAAGUGAAGCUGGAUUCUUUUAUGCCAUUAAUGGAGAUGAAACCGCGUGUUUGCAUUGUGGUGGAGGGUUGAAAUAUUGGGAUGAUACAGAUAAACUAUGGGUUGAAUAUGUUGUGUGGCUUACCAAGUGCUUGUUUGUGCUUCUUGCAAGGGGUAGGGAUUUUGUGGAUAAUAUCUGUCAGAGGAGAGAUGCAGAAGUUACUGCAAAGGUUGCAGAUAAUGUUAAACCUCCAUCAAAUUUUCAGAAAACAGCAACAGAACACCUUGUGACCAUGAGAGCUUCUGAUAACGCUCACAUGUGUGAAACCUGCUUCCAGGAUAUAUUACUGCUUGCGUUACAUGUGGACCUAUCCUUUCGUGGUGUGCUGUGA
Molecule: messenger RNA, 1323 nt
Organism: Schistocerca nitens (vagrant locust)
Lineage: Eukaryota; Metazoa; Arthropoda; Insecta; Orthoptera; Acrididae
Exons: 5
Coding region: 1-1323 (440 amino acids)
Biological process (GO): negative regulation of apoptotic process; regulation of cell cycle; positive regulation of protein ubiquitination
Cellular component (GO): nucleus; cytoplasm
Molecular function (GO): ubiquitin protein ligase activity; cysteine-type endopeptidase inhibitor activity involved in apoptotic process
Source: RefSeq, a predicted model, not a curated record